Molecule: messenger RNA, 5409 nt
Organism: Seriola aureovittata
Lineage: Eukaryota; Metazoa; Chordata; Actinopteri; Carangiformes; Carangidae
Product: fidgetin
Exons: 3
Coding region: 381-1571 (396 amino acids)
Source: RefSeq, a predicted model, not a curated record
GUUAGGGUCCCAGAAGAGAGUACAAACCUCACACACAUACGCACACACACACACACACACACACACUCACCCAGUCACACACACAUUUACGUCGGCUCCCUCCGCUUUACUUUGUGGAAUAGUGGAUUACUUUCUAAAUUGAGCCACUCAUCAAGGAGAUCCAGGCAUGAUCAGGUGGCAGUGUGUCGGAGCAGUGUUCAAGUGUGAGAUGAACCAUGGAGGGGUGCAGGAGGCCAGUCACUAGCCAAGCCAGCAGCCACACAACCGCCAGCAGCAGGAGAAGCAGUAGCCCAGGGAGGUCCCAGAGCAUGCAGCUGGGCCCUCACUAGCACCGAGUGGACCAGGUCUUCUCCUCUUCACCUGGGGGCCAGGGCUGCAGAAUGCUCAGUCCUGUCACCCCAUACAGUCUGUUGAAGAUGCACUGGUCUCCCGAGCACGCCGCCCCCUUAUCUCAGUGGCCUGAGCAGCACCUAGACGUCACCUCUACCACCUCGCCCCCAUCUGCCCACAAACAUGACCCCUAUGCUACUGCUGCUCGCCGCGGCUAUGCCCCUGCAGGUUACCCUUGGGCCAGUGAUGACAUAUCUGCCCUUACUGCCUCUUCUCUGCUUAAACGCUAUGCUGAGAAGUAUUCCGGCCUGGAGCUGUCCUAUGAACGCCCUGCUCCUGGGGCCUACUCAGAGCCUGGAACUUUCCUAAAAACUGAAUCUGAGCCCUGGGCUCUGGGUCAGGGCAUGGAGUGUUACCCUGGACUAGAGGCAUUAACUGGCACCAAGGUGGGUUCUGCCUCUGUGGGCAUCCCAGCCACAGGAAGUGUAACAGUAGUGAGCAGUAACUUGGCCUCUGAGCCAAGUUACAGUGGUGCUGGCUCCUGCAGCGCCGUGUCAUCUCAGGAAUACCCUCCUGCCUACAAUAGCACCUACCUGUCAUCAGGAUAUUGCCCUCAGCCCAGUGCAGCACUUCCCCCUGCCACUCUACACUCUUUGCAGGCCACACCCACUCUAGUGCCCAGCUACAGUGCCAGCACUCCUGUCUACAACUACCCUCCAGGGUGCUACCCCCAAACCAGCCUGUCUUCUGGAUACAGCCACCCCAGUGCCUCCUACCUGCCAUCUGGGAUAAGUGCCCCAACUCCUCUGGCCCCUAGGCCCACCAUGGUGGGGGGGACUUACAGCUAUGCAUCUCACAGCCUCGGAGGGAGCGCCGAGGCAGGGGUGCCACUGAAACGCAAGGCCUUUGAGAUGGCAGAGGAUGGACAGGAAGGAGCAGAGGUGGAGGGAUCACGCUACAGAAAGUAUGGCAACGGCCAUGGAAACAGUCACAGCAAAGGCCACGGCAACGGCCACAGCAAUGGCUAUGAUAUGAGCGGUUCAGCCUCAGAUCCACAGGUCUACAAACCUGGAAAGCCCCUGAUGUCGCCCCCGUAUGGUGGGGCAGGGGACUACAGCCCACCAUCAGGCCUUGCAGGAGAGAGUGCAGCGGGUGAGCACAACUUUCCUCAGCAGCAGAGGAUGUCUAUGAAGAUACCUGCAUCGCACACACGAUCUGAGGACCCCGCUGGAGGCCGCUGACAUCCCCCGGUCGGCAUUAGAGAGGAUUCCCUCACUCUUCAACCAACCAGGGUUCUUAAUCCAGACAGAUUUGGGGGGAGUAACAUUGGAUUUGUCAAUGCAACGUUCAAUUUCACUUGCAAACACGAGAGGGCACAAAACUGGUAUUUCUUGUGUAUCUUUAACAUUUUCAUUAUUAAUGUUUUUCCAAAGACUCACAGGAGCUAUUGCCCUGUGAGCUUGAGUUAAGUGUUUUUAAGGGGUUAGGUUGAGGCAUUCUCUACAUAGAUAGCAUUAAGACAGUCUAAAUGUAUGAGUGUCUGUUUCUCUCAGGAUCCUAUUUAUUUCCUUUCUGCUACUGUGGCAACAGCAAUGCAAUGUUGCUGAUUUAGAAGUCGGUGUAAUUAUUUGUGGCCACUAUGUUUGUUAAAAGGCCUUUGACUGCAAUAUGUUCUACCACGCCACAAAAAUCAUUACUGACCAAAAAAGUAAGGAGAGCAAUAAGUGAAAUGGUGAGAUUGCCAUACUACUCCAGCACAAUCACUGCUACUUUACACAGCUCACUCCAAGGCUUGGUUUGUCACUUGGCCUUGAGAAAUGAAUGUUUCCCUGCUUUUUUGCUUUUCCCUUAUACAUAUUCUUGACUUCUUUAACCCUUUUCUUCUCCUCCCCUCAUUCGUUAUCUAAUCUCUGUCCUGGAGCCCUGCCUCCUGCUUUCAACCUUUUUCACUGCUAAACAACUUCUGUCUUUGUCCAGUUUAUACAAAACAAGCUGCUUAUCAAAUGAUCACAUGAUAGGAUACAUGAAGCCGCCCUUUAAAUUGUUUUGGCGUAAAGAAAGAGUGGGGAAUUAAUCGAUGAUUUUAUGUUCAUUUUAAAAUGUAUUUAGCAGUCACACAAUGACCAUACACGGAGUAUAUGCAGAUCAUCUACAAAGCGUGUUGUUUACAUGCAGAUUUCUGCUAAUCCUAAAACAAACAGGUAUAUUUUCUAAAGAAUCUGUGAUUAUAAUACCUGGUCCUGCUAACACCUUGUCUUUAAUAUUCAAAACAUAACAAGAAAUGAUGCUUAUACUAGCCUACAAACUUACCUACAAAACAACCAGAAAAGAAAUAACCGUGCUUAAGUCUGCAAACUGCUAAACUUCACUCCAAGCAAACUGUUUAAUGGUGCAUAAACUUGUUUGGAUGCACAGUGUAGAUAGAGAGGCAUGCAGGUUGAAGUAGAGGAUAUUUGCUUCUGAGUGAGUGCCUCUAACCAUUUUUGCUCAACAUUACAUUCUUUAUGAAGAUCUACCUGCUUGUCUUCUUGGAUUUCUUUUUUUUAAUAUAUAUAUAUAUAUAUAUAUAUAUAUAUAUAUAUACAUACAUAUAUAUAUAUGUAUAUAUAUAUAUGCAUUCUCUUUACCUUUGCCUCUCAAAAGGAUGAUUUAUAGUCAUGUUAUUGAAUACUCAGGAAGAUUAUUGUUACCUCAGAAUGAUAAAAUAAGAAUGUAUGUUAUUACCUUAGGGUGUUUGUGAGGAGCUUUAUGGAGCACGAUGAAAGUGGAGCCAUGGCUUUGUCAAAGAGCAAAAGAUACCUUGAACACUUCUUCAGGGAAACAAUGAACUUACAAGGCCUUUGAUACUAAGAGUAGAAAAUACACAUACAUGCACGCACAUGCACAUGCACACACACACACUCACUCACACACACACACACACACACACACACACACACACACACACACACACACACACACACACACACACACACACAGCUUCUUAGCUCUGGGGAAAUUAAACUUGAGGUUUUUGUACCAAGGCCUGAAAUGUUGAAUGUAAUUCAGAUAUUUUUUUUAAAAGGACAAUACAUGCCAUAAUGUACAUGGAUGAUGUUUUUAGAUAUAUGAAACAUAUUUUCUUCAUGUAUAGAUGUAAUUCUCUUAUAGGUUUUGGUCAAGAAAAGAAUGACAUGUUAAGUGUUAGUGUAGUUAGCAGUGGGGAAAUGGUUUUGUGGACAAAAAGUCAAAACAAAGCACUCCUGAUAGACAAUAUUUGACAUAUCAAAACAUACACAUAAUACAGCAUAUGCUCUAUAAUAGGCAUGUUUAUCAAAUGUCUUAAUAAAGUGUCCAAUUUCCAUUUCCCUUGUCAGUAUUUUAAAACCGCUUGGCAGUGUGUCACCAGUCAAUCAGCGUGAAUUUAGCUUUAAUAUAAACUGACACCACCAAGAAGGGAGAAGUUAAUUGUGACGAGCAUUAACAAAGGAUGUGCACUGUCAGAAAAUAUGUACUUUUUGCUGUUAUUUUUUUAACCAAGUUGUAGCUUCGCUGCUCCACUAUUUCAUCCCUUCAGAAACUGUGCCAUACAAUUAUUUUGUGCAAAAUUAAGGGCGCUGUAACAAAACCAAACUCCUGCCUAAAAGCAUGCCCAGAGAGUGAAUCCCCUUUAAUAGUGAGAUUUUUAGGCUGAUAUGCAACUUCAGAUUUAGUCUGAAAUUCAGUGUGAUGAAAAGUAUUUUAAUGCCUCUUUUUUGGAAAUAUAAGCACAUUCAUAAAAGUAACCUUACUUUUAUGAAUGUGGUUGAGUGUGAAACAGAUUUUGCUUCAAAUUAUGCUGAAGAAAAAAAAAACAGAUUAAUGAAAAGGUUUUAAACAUAGGCUAUGAUAAUGUAUUCUUACCCCCAGAUUUUAAAAGUAUUUAAGCGCUUAGCUACAACAAUGCUCUUCACUACCACACAAAGAAUGUGCUCUACAUCCACCUUCACACUGCGACAGACAACAGUAUUUGCUGUGUCUUGGUGUUACUGUUAUUCAUUAAUGUAGUUCAAUUUGUCAAACUGAUCAAAAAUGGGAUUUCAGUGUUAUCUUUGUAAUUCAGUUGUACUUUUGUUGUAUCUUGUACAUUCUCUGUAACCAUUUCUACCUCAUUUUGAAGACAUUGUACAUGGAAGUAUUUAUUUCAUGUCAUUUCACAUGCCGGUUUUCAGAGCAAUGUUUCUAAUUCUUGACCUGUUAUAGUCUACCUCAGUAAAGACUGUUGUGUCACGGAAAUGAAGAUAUCAUACCAAAAAAAAAACCCUUGACUUUGUCGUUUUGUUUGUGAAAUUCAACAGAUUUGAGUGUCCUCAUCUUUCACUGAAAUAUAUUAUGACGAGUUCCUAACAUUCCUUGUUGUUUUCACUGGUGCUUUGGCCCUACAAAAGUCCAAAUUCAUUUUGCAGCUCUAUUACUAGUAUGUCAAUCCCUAGAAAUUACACCUGAUAUUGAAACAAUAGCAGGAUGCUGUUUUCCUCUAAACAGAGAUAAUAUUUUUGUGUCUGUUUGUACUCGGUUCUGCUAUUUGCAUUUAUUGUACUCCUCUCAAGGAAAUUCCCCUGGAAAUCCUCAACUAUUUACUAUACUAUUAUUAUUACUCAACUAUAAUACCAGUCUCAGAAUUUUGCUUUUCCCCCCCCAUACUUUAUUCCACAUUAUAUAGUUCUUCCUAGUAAACCUUUUAUAAACUAUAAAGAAAUAACCUCUAAAAUGAACACUUUAUCAUGUGGAUAAACUUAUUUUGUUAAACUGAUCUUUUUGCUUGUAAAAUUGUGGAGGGACCAUGGGACUAUUUCUAUUAUGUAAAGAGCCCAUAAGCUCAUGGGAGCAUAAGAAUAAAAGGAUGGCAAGAGUGAAGAAGAUCCUGACCCUCUUCACUGGACUCCCCCUAUCCACAGCUCUAUUGUCUGGAGGGCGGAGGGCAUGCGCUGGCGUGUGACAGAUGUCUGAAACUUUUGUGUUUUCAGUCAGUGACUCUGACCCUGCAGCAACAUCUAAAUAUUUCACAGCAAAACCCAGUUUCACCAUAACUGUUUAACAUUAAACGUAUGUGUAACUAUA